Messenger RNA from Diversispora eburnea, 3258 nucleotides. Lineage: Eukaryota; Fungi; Glomeromycota; Glomeromycetes; Diversisporales; Diversisporaceae. The record is from the annotation of a GenBank genome assembly.
AUGAGUAACUCCAAUGCAGGAAAUAAUAUUAAAGUUGUGUGUCGUUUUCGACCACAAAACUCUCGUGAAAUUAGAGAGGGUGGUGUCCCAAUUAUUGAUUAUGAUGAAAAUGGAGAAACAUGUCGCAUGGAGGGCAAAGAAUUUCAAGGAAACUUUACAUUUGAUCGAAUAUUCCCACCGGAUACUACUCAAAAAGCUGUAUUUGACGAGUCUAUAAAACCAAUUGUCGAUGAGGUCAUUUCUGGUUAUAAUGGAACUGUGUUUGCUUAUGGUCAAACUGGUUCCGGAAAAACACAUACCAUGAUGGGUAAUAUGGAUGAUGAUGAAUUUAAAGGUCUUAUUCCUCGAAUCGUGGAACAAAUCUUUGCAAGUAUCAUUGCCUCUCCAUCUACAAUUGAGUAUACUGUAAAAGUUUCAUAUAUGGAAAUUUAUAUGGAAAAAAUUAGAGACUUGCUUAAUCCCCAAAAUGAUAAUUUACCAAUUCACGAAGAAAAGAAUAGAGGUGUUUACGUUAAAGGUCUUUUAGAAGUUUACGUAAGCUCUAUACAAGAAGUAUAUGAAGUUAUGAAACGUGGUGGUAGUGCUCGUAUUGUGGCAUAUACAAAUAUGAAUGCUGAAAGUUCUCGAUCACAUUCAAUCUUUGUUAUCACUGUUAACCAAAAAAAUCUUACCGAUGGUAGUGUAAAAAGUGGUAAACUUUCUCUUGUUGAUUUGGCUGGUUCCGAAAAAGUCGGAAAAACAGGUGCCUCGGGUCAAACACUAGAAGAAGCCAAAAAGAUUAAUAAAUCUUUAUCAGCUCUUGGAAUGGUAAUUAAUGCCUUGACAGAUGGAAAAUCAACACAUAUUCCAUAUCGUGACAGUAAACUUACUAGAAUCCUUCAAGAAUCGCUGGGUGGUAAUUCCCGAACGACAUUGAUCAUAAAUAGUUCACCUUCUUCUUUCAAUGAAGCAGAAACUUUGAGUACUUUGAGAUUUGGUAUGAGUCCUGCCGAACUUAAAGCCCUUCUUAAAAAAGCUAAGAGUGAAGCUGUUAGCUUCCAACAAUACAUUUCAGCUCUUGAAGGGGAAGUCGGUGUUUGGCGUUCGGGUGGUAAUGUUCCAAAAGAAAAAUGGGCUUCGAUGGAAAAAGGUUCAAGUUCUACUGCACCUCCUACACCUACUACUCCAACUAAUCCAGCAAUUGAGGCUGCCAAGAAAGAACUUGAUUCUCGACCAAGCACCCCUGCCCCAAUAUUAGAAAAAGAUGAAAGAGAAGAAUUUCUAAGACGAGAAAAUGAACUUACUGAUCAAAUUGCAGAGAAAGAGUCGAUAUUGGCAAAUCAAGAAAAAGUUCUUUCAGAAAUGAAGGAAGAACUUGAUUCUUACAAGGUUCACGAGGAAUCAAUUACAAGGGUUCAAUUAGAAAAGAUCACCUAUGAUAACAAAGAAAGCGAUAUAACUAUGGACAGUCUACGUGAAGCCAAUGCGGAAUUAACUAAUGAAUUAGACGCACUUAAGAGAUCACUUACGGAUCUUAGGGCUGCCCAAAAGGAGGGUGAUAAGGAACAAAAGAAACAAGAGAAAAUGGCCCAAAUUCUUGCUGAGCUUGAUCCAACAGGAGUUAUUUCAGCUAAAGAAAAACAAAUCCGAGAUACAGUACUUAAACUUGAAUCAAUCGAUUCUGCUCAGGAGAAUGUAACAAUUAACAUAGAAGAACUUAUAUCUGUACGUCAUGAAUUGGCUGAGUCAAAAGCAUUAGUUUCUACGCAUGAGCAAACGAUCAACGAGUUACACCAAGAAAAUGAACAUUUAACACGAAAGAGAGAUGAACUUGAGUAUAGAUUGAAUAGUUUGGAACUUGAAUAUGAAGAACUUUUAGACAAGACGAUUGCUGAAGAAGAAGCUAAUAAUAACAUCGAUAUUAGCGAGACGAUAGCAGAGCUGAGACUCAAUUUUGCACUUGUUGAUUUGAAGAGAGCAAAUGAAGAAUUACAGAUCGCUAUAAAUGAGAAAGAUGCUAGAUCCGAAUCUCAUAAGAAUGUUGCAGAGAAAGAAAAGGAUAUGGAAAGAAUUCGUAAGACUAUGGCUCAACAGUUGGCCGAUUUUGAUGUUAUGAAGAAAGCACUUAUGCGAGAUUUACAAAAUCGAUGCGAAAAAGUAGUUGAACUUGAAAUAUCAUUAGAUGAAACGAGAGAACAAUAUAACAAUGUCUUACGUAACAACAAUAACAAAGCACAACAAAAGAAGAUGGCAUUCUUAGAGAGAAACUUGGAACAAUUAACGAAUGUACAGAAACAACUUGUUGAACAAAAUUCAUCACUAAAGAAAGAAGUAGCUAUCGCUGAACGAAAACUCCUUGCUCGUAAUGAACGUAUUCAGGCUCUGGAAGCCCUAUUACAAGACGCACAAGAGAAACUUACCACACAAAACCAAAAAUUCGAAGCACAACUGCAAGCCGUUCGAGAACGAUUAGAACAAGCAAGAUCUGUAAAAUCACAAUAUCAAAAUAAUUCAAAAUCUAUACCACCUCAGUAUCCAUUACAUUCGAAACAAACUUCACAACAAUUUCAGUUACAAAAUAAUUCAAAGCCAACAUCACCACAAUAUAAAUUACAGAAUCAAAAUAAUCAAUCACAAAUACCUCAUAAUCAAAAAGAAGGAAAAAAAAAAAAAGAGGGAAGAGAAGGAAAUAAAGGAAAUGAGGGAAGAGAGGAAAAUAAGGGAAAUGAAGGAAAUGAGGGAAAUGAUGUGAAAAAAAAAAAUUCAAUUAAAAAAGAUAAGCAUAAAGAAUUUUGUAUUAAAUAUGGGAUAAAAUUUUCGAAAGAGGAUAUAAUUCAUCAAGUUUGUACUCAUAAAUCUGUUAUCUCCAAUACUGCACCAACAAAUGAAAGAAUAGAUUAUUUAGCAAUACAACUUUAUGCAGCAGAAUUUUUAAUUGAUAGAGUUCCAUCUGAUGAAUUACAUGAUAGAGUUGAAUUGUAUACAAAAAAUUCGGAUAAUUUAGGUAAAAUUGGAAUGAGAAUGGGUUUACAUGAAUUAUUAUAUUGGACACCAAUUAAUGCGAAACAAGUAGAAGCUGCCAAUCAAGAAGGAUAUAAAUUAAAACCUUCCGGAAUAGAGUCAGUUACCGGAAGAGCUCUUCAAGCUAUAGUAGGAGCUAUUUAUCAUGAUCAGGGAGAUUACGCUGCAAGAGAAUUUGUUGAUAAACAUAUCUUGACAGCACCGAUAAUUUAUCAAUCAAUUAAUAAGAAUUUUAAUUUUUGGAGUAAAAAUUAUUAA